Molecule: messenger RNA, 1446 nt
Organism: Ochotona princeps (American pika)
Lineage: Eukaryota; Metazoa; Chordata; Mammalia; Lagomorpha; Ochotonidae
Gene: DUSP15
Product: dual specificity phosphatase 15
Exons: 7
Coding region: 407-1114 (235 amino acids)
Biological process (GO): transforming growth factor beta receptor signaling pathway; positive regulation of JNK cascade; regulation of cell population proliferation
Cellular component (GO): cytosol
Molecular function (GO): protein tyrosine/serine/threonine phosphatase activity
Source: RefSeq, a predicted model, not a curated record
UCCGGAGGUGGCGCCCCUCGCGGGCCCAACAAGCUGCCGUUGUCCUGCCGCCCGUGGGCUCGGCACACUGGGGCUUUGUCCGGCCCCCCGCCACGACCCACGGCGGGGGGGCCCCACAUGACCGACGGGGUAGGAGGAGCCUGCGGCGGCGGUGGUGGCGGUGGCAGCGGCAGCGGCAGCGGCAGCAGCAGCGGCUCCAUCACUUCCCUCCCGGCCCGGGGGUCGGCGGGCGGUGGCAGCAGCGACAGCGGUGGAAGCUAAACAGGGCUGGGCAGAGCCACGGACGCCGGACCUCGGGGUCCCCGCUAGGCUCCAGGCGUCUGGCCUGGGCCAGCAGGGCAGCUGUGACUUCAGUGCUCUCCCGGCUGGGAGCUGGGGGUACACCCGGCCUCUCGGGCCUGGGACCAUGGGGAAUGGCAUGACCAAGGUACUCCCUGGACUCUACCUUGGAAACUUCAUUGAUGCCAAAGACCCAGACCAGUUGGGCCGGAAUAAGAUCACACACAUCAUUUCCAUCCAUGAGUCACCCCAGCCUCUGCUGCAGGAUAUCACUUAUCUUCGCAUCCCAGUGGCUGAUACCCCCGAGGUACCAAUCAAAAAGCACUUCAAAGAGUGCAUCAAUUUCAUCCACUGUUGCCGCCUCAACGGGGGGAGCUGCCUGGUUCACUGCUUUGCAGGUAUCUCUCGCAGCACCACCAUUGUGACCGCAUAUGUGAUGACCGUGACCGGGCUAGGCUGGCGAGAAGUGCUGGAAGCUAUCAAGGCCACUAGGCCCAUCGCCAACCCCAACCCAGGCUUUAGGCAACAGCUGGAAGAGUUUGGCUGGGGGAGUUCCCGGAAGCUUCGCCGGCAGCUGGAGGAGCGCUUCGGUGAGAGCCCGUUCCGCGACGACGAGGAGGUGCGCGCGCUGCUGCCGCUGUGCAAGCGCUGCCGCCAGGGCUCCGCGACCUCAGCCGCCUCCGCCCCGCCGCACGCGUCCGCCUCCGAGGGGACCCUGCAGCGCCUGGUCCCGCGCCCGCCUCGGGAAGGCCACCGGCCGCUGCCGCUGCUGGCGCGCGUCAAGCAGACUUUCUCUUGCCUCCCGCGGUGCCUGGCCCGCAAGGGGGGCAAAUGAGGACCCCACCUCACCCGCGGCUCCGUCUCCUGCCAACGGGUCCUUUGCAGAGGCUGGCGGGGCCUCUCUCAGCUAGCAUGAGCGCAGGGCCCGUGGGAACCCCUGUCCGACCCCGAGUUCUUCUGUGUCUGCGGCGUGUGCGUCUCCACCUAUGCGUGCUUCCGGACCAGCCUGCUGCAGCCACCUGGUGCCUUAGACCUUGGGCUGGGGGAGGACCUCGGGCCUCCAUCCGGAAAGGCAGCGAGGAGAGGGAAGAAGGUGGGGUGCAGGCAGGGGCAGGGGAUGGGCGAGCCUGGAGGAUAUUAAAGAGACACAAAAGAGGCCUAUCUGAA